GAGAGAUAGAUAGAUAUCAUACGCUUACAUUCCGCAAGAGAGUAUAGACUAAGUAUCUCGUGAGACGCUCUCUGUCUUUCUAUCCCGGGGAAAAACGCGAGUGUGAGUGCGGUCUGCGUGUGUACGUGCAGUAUUUUUCUCUCGGUCCCUCUUCCUCUUUCUCAAAGCGUAUAUUCUUUGUACCUCUCGCGGGAGGGCAAAUUCACGUGAAAGGUUGCGCUCUAACAAAAAGGUGGCCGUGUAUUAACUGACAACAAGGAGGGGUUUGGUCACGAUUUCUACACUGCUCCAAAGGAAUUUGUACAUAAUUUAUUUGAAGAAUUUAGAUCUGUAAAGGUGUAGCUUGUUUGUCUUUCUUUAUUGACAAGAACCAAACAACAAACAGAAUGUCAGUAUUGAAUCAGAGCGGAGAUGAAGUGGUGGAGUGUCCGCUAUGUAUGGAACCACUGGAGGUGGAUGACCUGAACUUUUUUCCAUGUACCUGUGGCUAUCAAAUUUGCCGUUUCUGCUGGCAUAGGAUUCGAACGGAUGAAAAUGGUUUGUGUCCAGCUUGCCGCAAGGCCUACUCUGAAAAUCCUGCUGACUUCAAACCUCUUUCCAAGGAAGAGAUCUCCAGGCUGAAGGCAGAGAAGAGAUUGAAAGAUCAGCAGAGAAAGCAGCGUGUUACUGAAAAUCGUAAACACCUUGCAAAUGUCAGAGUAGUGCAGAAAAACCUUGUUUUCGUCGUUGGAUUACCAAUGAGACUAGCAGAUGCCGAUGUUCUAAAGAAGCACGAGUAUUUUGGAAAAUUUGGAAAGAUACACAAAGUGGUGAUUAAUCAGAGUACUUCUUAUGCAGGUUCUCAGGGUCCUAGUGCGUCAGCCUAUGUGACAUACCAGCGUUCUGAAGAUGCAUUACGAGCAAUAGAAGCAGUGAAUAAUAUAGUUGUGGAUGGUCGGACAGUAAAAACAUCUUUAGGUACCACAAAGUAUUGCUCGCAUUUUAUGCGAAAUCAGAGCUGUCCAAAGCCCGAUUGUAUGUAUUUACAUGAUCUUGGAGAUCAAGAAGCGUCGUUCACUAAGGAGGAAAUGCACCAGGGAAAACAUCAAGAUUACGAAAGGAAACUCGUGCAAUCUUUACACAUCAAUACCACGCAACGGAAGCCAACACCAUCACCGCCGGUUACUGGAGGUGGUACGCGAGAAAAUGGAUCGAAUUCACAAGCAAAAGAAGCUUGGCCGUCGUUACAACCAGGUCAAAUGAAAGACCUACCAUCAAAUUGUAAAGAAUCCUCGCCGCCGACGUCACUGCCCAACAAUCAAGUAACAAACGAGCAAGAGAAGGUGAUGAAUAGUACUGCGGCGACAGCAUCGACGAGGCAACAGAAUAAUAAUAAUAAUAAGGGCGAAGGUUCACGAAGAGGAAAAUGUAAUAGCGAGAGCAAGGCACAGGCGGCUAGAAACAAGCACAAGAAUUCGCAGAAUAAAGAGAAACACGGUAGUAAUACGCGGACAACGUCACGGUCGGAAUCAAAUGGCAAUAUCAAGGAGGACGCAGACAAGUCGAGCUCGGCAAGAUUGAAAAGUGAGAAAACGAAAUUGGCUCAACAAGUGCAAGAGAUGAAGAUCAACGGAGUAGUCCAGCAAAACGGCGAGUCACAAGUACUUUCGGAGAGUAGCGAGUCAGAGAUGCAGAGGGAAGGAAGCACGCCGGCGAGUACGAUUUCGAGCUCAGAGGAAUCAACCUCAAUGUUGUUGCAUCCAUCGGAUCGUUUGUUAGCUGAAUCCGCUGAAGAGACCGCUGUCCUAGGUUCAUCGCCAUCAAGUAGGAAUUCGUCUAUGAGUCAGCAGCAUCUACAGCAGCAACCACCCCCAGGCUUACAUUCCACGAGUAAUAAAAACGGGCCGUCGACGACGACGCAGCAACCGCCACCAACGCCAACAAUCAAUCAUCGCUCGAUCUUCGGACAGUCGGAUAACAAUAGUUUCUUCAGCUCUAAUACCUUUCAGAAAAUUCCUACGAGCGCAACUGUGUCCAGUACAUCGAGCACGCAGCCAGCGAGCACAGGGGUCGACUGGACGAAUACGGGAAUUGCGCCGUUGUCAGACUCGCUGCCCACGGUGCAUUCGAGCGAGGACUGGCAGGCAGCAUUUGGCUUCCAUCAGACGAAUAACAACAACAGCAAUAACCUUUCGUCGCCAAAGUCGUCGCCGUCGCCAACGCCGCGGAUAUCCUUCAGUAACGAGGAUUUUCUCGAUAUCGAGGAUGUGGCCGGCUUCGCGGAAAACAGCAGCGGCAACAGCAUCGCCAACAGUCUGUUGCAAAACGCGCCCACCUCCAAAUUCAUGGCCGACUUUCAGCAUAAUCCCCUACAACAGAGGUUAUCCAUGCAGACGACACAGAACUCCGAUAGCAGUGAUCACCUAAAGCAGAACGGACACGCGACACUAAACGAGUUACAAAAGCAGCAGGAGCAUCAGCAAAGUACAGCAGAAACGUUGAAAGCGGACGACGACCUAGGCUUCGAUCCCUUCCACGAAACGCAAAAAGCACUGGCAGAGUUAAUGGAAAACGAGGUGCAAAUACAGCAGCAAAGGCUCUUCCAAUAUCAACAACAGCAGCAGCAACGCGAGAGGGAAGAACAGACGAGGGUUCAACACCAGCAACAGCAGCAACAGCAACAGCAGCAGCAGCAGCAGCAGCAACAGCAACAGCAGCAGCAGCAGCAGCAACAGCAGCAGCAACAGCAGCAGCAGCAGCAACAGCAGCAGCAGCAACAGCAGCAGCAGCAACAGCAGCAGCAGCAGCAGAAUCCCGUUGGUCUUGGAACUCAUCAUUUCACGCCGGUCUCACACUUAGCGCACUUGCAGCAAGCACAGCAUUUGCAAAACUUGCAGGUCUUACAGCAGCAGCAGCAACAAUCGCAUUCGCUUCUAUCAAGGUUACCACAAACAUUGCUCCAACAAAACGGAGGUGCUCAGAGCCCGGUAACCGUAGCAAGUCUAGGACAAAGAAGCAGGGGAUUGCCACCACCCGGCUUCCCUAGUUCCACGCCCAACCACAUGAACUCCUUCGGACUUGGUAUACCACGACCUGCGCCCAACGCCACUAACACUCUCACAGAUUUACUUACUGGUAGUAAAAUAUUACCAUUCGUGACUCAUUCGUCCGGGGUCUUGUUCACCGGUGGCCAGCAGGCUUCGCAACAGACGUCGUUUCUCCAGAACCAAAACCUCCUCCUUAGCUCUCAAGGUGUUGGCAAGUGCGCUAGCGAUGCAAUUUUCGCAUUGAAAGAUUGGUGCGACAUGAGUUCCCAGCAACAACAGCAGCAACAAUUCCAUCAUCAAGCACUAUAUCAGAAAAGCGGUUGGAACAACUUCGGCUCGAUCUCGGACUUGAACCCGGUCGAUCCUGCCAUUGUGAGUUCCCGGCUACUUCCAUUCCAGAGCACCACGAGCACAUGGCAAUUCCCUCACGCGCACCCCUCACAUACCCAGCAGGUCGAUCCUUUUCAGGAGCAGAGUACACCCGCGGCGCAACACUGGGCGAUGCAACCACCACCGGGCUUUGCUGCUUCGUCGCCUAGUGUCCCUCUCAACGUCCAACAGUCCAGUGCAGCUGUUCCAACGCACACUAAGUUCAUUGCGGCGGGAUCGGAAAUCGAAAACAUAUAGAUGUGUCGAAUAUCGAUGGGAAAAAGUACUAGCACGGCGAAGAGUGCAGCUUUUUGAUAUAAGAAAAUGAAUAAAGUAUAAAUAUGACGAAAAAAAGUCUGGAAAGCAGCAAAAAGAAGUAUAACUCAAUAGCGUACGUUUUCCCUGACUUGUGUCUAUGUCUAUCCCCCCAUUCCGUACUAUUUUAUUCGCAUUCAAUGAAUAUUUAAUAUUUACUGAAAAAAGAGAAUAUAUGAGUUAAUCGAUAAAAUAGCUUUUUACUUUGACUUAUUG
Messenger RNA from Phymastichus coffea, 3926 nucleotides. RefSeq names its product alpha-protein kinase 1-like (gene Cnot4). The transcript is spliced from 16 exons. NCBI's taxonomy places the organism in Eukaryota, Metazoa, Arthropoda, Insecta, Hymenoptera, Eulophidae. Bases 387 to 3653 code for a protein of 1088 amino acids. Gene Ontology annotation, cellular component: CCR4-NOT complex. Gene Ontology annotation, biological process: protein ubiquitination. Gene Ontology annotation, molecular function: RNA binding; metal ion binding; ubiquitin-protein transferase activity. The record is from RefSeq and is a predicted model, not a curated record.